AUCUCACGCUGACGAGAAAUCACGUGACGCGUGUUCGCCAUAUCGGAAUUCGCACCUCGUGGUGCCGACCAGUUACACAGUUUCGAUCUUAGGUGUAUGUGUAUCAAGCACAUUUGAAAACUUAAGAUGCCUACAAACAAUCCGUUGCCUCCGAAGGAAAACGCCCUAUUCAAACGGAUACUCAAGUGCUAUGAACAGAAGCAGUACAAGAAUGGACUGAAAUUUGCCAAGCAGAUAUUGGGAAACCCAAAGUUUUCAGAACAUGGAGAAACACUUGCAAUGAAAGGGUUAACCCUGAAUUGCCUUGGUCGAAAAGAGGAAGCAUAUGACUAUGUUCGGAGAGGACUGCGUAAUGACCUCAAAAGCCAUGUCUGCUGGCAUGUAUAUGGGCUUCUCCAGAGAUCAGACCGAAAGUAUGAUGAGGCGAUCAAAUGUUACCGGAAUGCACUUAAGUGGGACAAGGACAACCUUCAAAUUCUGAGAGAUUUGUCACUUUUGCAAAUACAGAUGCGGGACUUAGAAGGCUACAGGGACACCAGAUAUCAACUGUUGGUGUUGCGGCCGGCUCAGCGAGCAUCUUGGAUAGGCUAUGCUAUGGCAUACCAUCUUUUAAAGGAUUUCAGCAUGGCACUGCGUAUAUUGGAAGAAUUCCGCAAAACUCAAUCUCAACCCAAGCCAUUUGAUUAUGAGCACAGUGAGUUGCUGUUGUACCAGAACAUGGUUAUGCGAGAGGCUGGCAUGCACGUGAAUGCCCUCCAGCACUUGCAAGAAUAUGAACACCAGAUUGUUGACCGCCUCUGUGUGUGUGAAACCAAAGCUGAGUUACUGCUGACACUGGGGCGAAGAGAGGAAGCAGCAGCAAUAUACCGUGAUCUCAUCAACAGAAAUCCGGAGAACAAAGCGUACUAUAAAGGAUACGAAGAAGCUGUAAAGCAAGAGAAUCCUGAAGACAGAAUUGGUUUCUAUAAGGAAAUAUCCGAGUUGUUUCCACGGGCCACCACCCCAAGAAGACUGCCUUUAACGUUCGCCAUUGGCGAGUCUUUCAAGAACCUUGUAGACACCUACUUAAGAAAAGAGCUGCGGAAAGGUGUGCCUCCUCUCUUUGUUGUGCUGAGACCUUUGUACAGUGACCCUGAAAAGGUCAAGAUCAUUGAGGAGUUGGUAACUGGUUAUGAACAGAACUUGCGAGAGGUUGGCUGCUUUGACAGAGGGGGAAGCACUGAUGUGGAACCAGCAACUGCAUUGUUGUGGACCUAUUUUCUGGCCCAUCAUCAUGACCAGACACGACAGUUACAGCGUGCCAUGGAGUAUGUUGACAAAGGCUUGGAACACACACCUCUGCUUAUAGAACUAUAUGUCCUUAAAGCCAAAAUCUACAAGCAUGCUGGUGACAUGGAGGAGGCUGUGCGUAUGAUGGAUGAAGCCCAGUCACUGGAUACUGCUGACCGCUACACCAAUUCCAAGUGUGCUAAGUACAUGUUGCGGGCUGGCCUUAUUCAAGAAGCCUGUGACAUGUGCUCAAAAUUUACAAGGGAAGGAGUGUCUGCAGUGGAAAGCCUCAAUGAAAUGCAGUGUAUGUGGUUCCAGACAGAAUGUGCGGCAGCUUAUCAGCGGCUUGGCAAAUGGGGAGAGGCACUGAAAAAAUGUCAUGAGAUAGACCGGCAUUUUACGGAGAUCAUAGAAGACCAAUUUGACUUCCACACUUACUGCAUGCGCAAGAUGACCCUGAGAGCAUAUGUCAGUUUGCUCCGGCUGGAGGACCAGCUACGCAGCCAUCACUUCUACUUCAAAGCUGCAAGGAUAGCAAUACAGAUUUAUCUUCAUCUGCAUGAUCACCCUUUAGCAGACAGUGAACAAGAAAAUAAUAUGGACACAGAAAACUUGACCCCUAGUGAGCUGAAGAAGAUGAAGCGGAAACAGCGUAAGGCCCAGAAAAAAGCUGAAGUGGAGCAGCAGAAGCAACGAGCGGAGCUGGAACGUAGGGAACAGGGUAAAACUAAGGCCACUGAUGGGGAGCUGGAUGGGCCCAAGGAGGAGGAACUUAUACCAGACAAACUGGCUAGGACAGAGGAACCUCUAGAACAAGCAAUAAAAUUCUUGCGACCACUGCAGAAUCUGCUGCCAGAGUGUGUGGAAACUCACACCGUGGCAUAUAAGAUCUACUCUAGAAAAGGCAAGUUGUUACUUAUGCUGCAAUCUAUAAAGCGUGGGAUUGCUGCUGACCCUAAUGAUCCACAGCUACACACUUGCCUCAUUCGCUUUUAUAUGCAUGUCAAAGGCCAGGCUGAGCUGCCUGCACCAGUCCAGACUGUGAUAGAGCAAGAGAUGGGGAAGAUCUAUGGAAGCAAAGACCCAAAGACAUUGAAUGAAGAAUUUCUGUCUACCAAUAGCUGCUCCCUACAACAUUUGUUAGCAGGAGCACAAAUGAUGUAUUUACUUGAUAAGUCAACUCAGGAGAAAGCCAUUUCCUUGGCAACCACACUUUCCUCUGAAAUACAAGGCAUAAGUCUCAAGACCUGCUGCCAUGUGCUGGAGAGCUUAAAAUCUGGAGACUUUGGUUGUUGUGACAAGACUGUGCAGGAAUACCAGAUGAAGUGUCACAGCCUCUUCCCUUGUGCAGCUGUCUUCAUGAACCCUUCACCCAAGGUUGUAGGAGACUGUGCCAUCCUGACAAACGGCUCAGUGUCCUAAGUUUCUAUGAGCAAGCAGUUUGUGUGGACUGGUCCACAUGACUAUUGGCCGGCAGUGAACUGACUGGUUCUGUGUGUGUGUGAAGACAAGUCCAGCACUCAACACGCUGGCCACUGACUAACCUGUGGUUGCUGAAGCUGUCUUCUUUCUUGGGUACAACCAAGGGGCAUAACCCUGCACACGAGGCAGCCGCAGGCCACCAGAUAAGCAUGCUACACAUGUGGAUGCAAGAGGCAGUAACUAGGAAGCUGCAGGAAGAGUUCUAUAACCUGAUCCAAGCAGCUGUCUCAGGACAGAUGUUUGACAGCUGUUUGCCUUUGCUCAUCAGGCCUGGCUUUAGACAUGAGCUCCAUGCAUAACUUAUUUUACCAGAUCCCUGUGGACGUUACAUACCAUUUUGUCCUGCCUUCUAUUCUGAGAGUUUUGUGAUGGCUGUACCACACUGUAAUCUCACUUAGAGCUUUGUGAUGGCAGUACUGUGCUGUAGUCUCAUUGAUGACUGGCUGGCAACACCUGGCCCUCCCGUUUGUCUCAUUUUGAUUGGGUAGAAUACUCUCAGGAUUUUGAAGCAUUCUGGUUAUUCUGCAUUGGCUAUGACAGCACUAGGGUCACAAGCAUCAAGUCAAGCAGAUUGGUAGUGACAACCCAAUGUGAAUCAUACCAUAACAACCACGCCAUAACUACGUCCACAGCAAAAGCCAGGUGGGCAUGUUGUAACAAAAGCCAUGCCAUUAACUAUGUCUUCUGCAGUGCUUAGAGUGCAGUUGAGGGAAGACUGCGCAGCCAAGGACUUAUGGGGUCUGGGUGUGAAAGUGGCUGAUUCUUUCAGCACCAAAUGAGAUGGUUUUGGGGGCGGGGGGGAGUGUGCAAGUACAGAUUAACAUGCAUGAGCUGUUGGAGUCCACAGCACAUUCAAAGAAAUAAGUACCAUAAAAAGCAUGGUCUUCUUAACAUUAGGUGUACACUAUGUGUAUAUGAUGUCAGCAUGACUAAUAUAUGAUUUUAUUGUGUGAAGAGUUUCAAGAGUAAAUAAUGUAUAGUUUGUGUUACGGUGGCUUGUCAGCGGGAAGCCUGUGAUUGUAGCAGCAUUAGAAUACUGCUGCUAGUGGCACUGCAGUCAUGUCAGCAGCAAGUUAAGUGUCAUUAAUUCAGAGCUUCUUAAGGUGGGUGGGUAACUUGUGAUCAGUCCCCUCGGAUAGCAAGUGGAAAUUAAAUUCCAGGUCUGUGUUUUCCACAUUUUGUGACUUGAGUAGCAAGAUAGAUCCGAGGAUGCUACUUAUGAAAGGAACAUAAAUGAUCACACAAGAUAGCCAGUGAGCCACGUGCAUGUCUGAAAGAUCUAACAUCACUCCCAGAACGCAUAUUCACAGUGACCUCCUGACAGGGCAGCACAAGACUCUCACCAUGAAUAAUGAGAGACCUUGUACUUGUGAGAGUAAUUACAAAUUCUCCAAGCAUUUUGUUUGGCCAUAAGCAGUUGAUGAGGAGCAGUGGAUUUUGGUUUUGUUUUAAGCUUCCAAUUCUUUCAUCUGUUCCUGAAGCAGAUGCUAAUUUAAGAUGUAAUUUAAGGCUAGACAAGUGGAGUUUCAUGCCUCGAACUGGGCCAUCUGAUGGUGCAAUAGUUAGUGCUUGCCACCAGUACAGUGAGGGUUGGGUGUCCUAGGUUCAGCUCUUGUCUUGGGCACACUGUUACAUCUGUGCAUGUGGCAUCUGUUUACAGGGCUGACCGCUUUGCCAUGAUGUAACCUUAGUUGCUGACUCAGCAUAAAACAUUCCCCACUCCCAAACCUACUUAAAUAAUUUUAGUUUCUAACUGUGACAAAAUAAAAUAAGGCAGGUGAUUGGGUGACCCAUUACUGUAAUGUCACUGUAAAUGUCAUAAAAAGGAUCAGUAUUGUCUGAGUUUGAAUCUGUGACAUCUUUGAAUGGAGAGUUUUGAUAAAAUGAAUGACAAUCGCCUUUGGAGGUAAUAAUGAAACUCACCUCUGGGAAUUAUUCUUACACACAAUUUUGAUUUCUUUAAAAGGAACCCAGUCUCUAAAGGCUUUAACCCAGUCUGAAGGCUUUAACACUUUUUUUAAAUGGAGUGAGGGUAGUCUUUGCUACUGGGUAGAAGUAAAUUCACACGAACUGUUCAGCUCCACUCCAUCAAAAGAAUGUUCUGUAGCUUUAUCCUCCCCUCAGCCUCAUCCAUCAAUUUUUGUGAUUAAAGGUAAUGGACAGUGUCCACAGUCCUGGUAUUGUUUUCUGUCUUUACAUGCAGCACUACUGUUUGCCCUUGUGCAGUCAAGAUUAUAAGUGUUUGCUUUAGUCCAUCAAACAACUCUGCAGGAUGAAAGGAUAAAGCUGAAAAUAGUUCUCCAUGCAUGUUGGGAACUACUGCUAUCAAAACCUUAAUAAGGCCAUUCACUUUAGUCCACAUUUUGGCCUGUUGAGCUUGACCUACAUACCAAUAUUUAAGAGCCAUGUGGAACUUGAAGGCAAACACUGCACCAGCAGAGCCAAGAAUGAUGUGCUAGUGUGACUGCAGAUAACUUGUGGCUGGAGUACUUGUGUUGUCUUAUCUCAGUGUACAUGAGAGAGAUCAGUGUGCACACUAAUUGUUCUGAUGGCAUAUGAACAAUGUUUUUGAUAAGAGAUUUGCUGUAUAUUUGUUGUUGAUUGUAUCUUUUCUGCUUGUUGAGAACGACACAGAGAAUGUGUAAGAAGCCCCAUUCAGCUCUUUCUAUAAGUAUAAGUAGUUUAUUCUACUAUUUUACUUAUGCCCAUUCAGCUCUUUGUAGCUACACAGUGAAACAGAAAAGCAAUCAUUACAAGAAACAAUAGUAACUGUCACAUACAUUCGUGUAGUCACCUAAUCUCUAUACUUGAAAAAGAAAGUUGCAAAGUCUCUGUGAAUCUGCUGGUACUAUCAUAUGAUGUGAAAUAUUUACCCCAGUGCCAAUGUCCCUCACAGUGGACACAUCCCAAAGUGCUGUUCUUUUUGGGUUUUUAGAUUAUAGGGAAAAGUAUAAUCUUUAAGUCAGUCCUCUUCAUGGUUCAAAGAUAUGGACAAUAGUGGCUGGAUGUUUCAGACCUAAGCGUAAAGUUGGCAAGUAUUGACAGUCAGACCCACAAACAUCUAGACAAACUGUUGGGCAGAUGUGUUGAUCUUUUUUUGUGUAUAUUUCACUUUUCAUACCUAUAUUGUGGAAGACCAGAAGGUGGGCCAGAAGUACCAACAAGACAUUCCCAAAAGGCCUAGUGGGUUACAGGCAGACCUUUAAUACCAGCCCAACAUGUUCAGCAGUGUAAUUUCCUUUUGUCCAAUUGUCCAAAAUCCAAAACACUCAGAUUUACCCCUGUACAACUGAAGUGUGCUUUAUUGUGAAUAAAUCGUUUUUUAUGAA
Pomacea canaliculata is the source of this 6080-nucleotide messenger RNA. RefSeq names its product N-alpha-acetyltransferase 15, NatA auxiliary subunit-like. NCBI's taxonomy places the organism in Eukaryota, Metazoa, Mollusca, Gastropoda, Architaenioglossa, Ampullariidae. Gene Ontology annotation, cellular component: cytoplasm; NatA complex. Gene Ontology annotation, biological process: N-terminal peptidyl-methionine acetylation. The record is from RefSeq and is a predicted model, not a curated record. Gene Ontology annotation, molecular function: protein-N-terminal amino-acid acetyltransferase activity; protein binding.